AUGCUUCGUCAAUUGCGACCCAGAAGCUCGCUCUUCAAACAAUCUCCCUCGAGGCUGUUAGCAAGCUAUGAACCCUCGAGACUAUACAGCAUAAAGGCCGAAGCAGCAGCAACAACAAGGCUCCCAGAGAUUGAUCCCUCCGCCCUGACCAUCACCAAAACCACCACUCCAAAAGAGUUGGUUCCCCAGAAUGAACUGGUAUUUGGCCGAACGUUCACAGCUACAUCAGACCACAUGCUCAGUCUCGAAUGGACCGCCGCAGAAGGCUGGCUUCCCCCACGCAUAACGCCCUACCAAAACCUCUCUCUCGACCCCGCCAGCUGCGUCUUCCAUUACGCCUUCACCGCAUUCGAAGGUAUGAAAGCUUACAAAGACACCAAAGGCCAAGUCCGGCUUUUUCGGCCCACUAAAAACAUGGAACGUCUAAAUAAAUCCGUUGCGAGAAUCGCUCUUCCGACUUUUGAUGGUGCUGCUAUGAUUGAGUUGAUUUCUAAAUUUGCGGCUCUGGAUGAGCGCUUUAUUUCCGAUCAGAAGGGAUACUCGCUGUAUUUGAGGCCAACAAUGAUUGGGACGCAGAGAACACUAGGUGUGGGACCACCUGGCUCCGCACUUUUGUAUGUUAUCGCGUCGCCAGUGGGACCUUAUUAUCCUACAGGCUUCAAGGCCAUAUCGUUGGAGGCUACAAAUUAUGCUGUACGAGCCUGGCCGGGAGGAGUUGGUGACAAGAAGCUGGGUGCUAAUUACGCGCCUUGUAUUGUGCCGCAAAUGGAGGCUGCGAAGAGGGGCUUCCACCAGAAUUUGUGGUUGUUUGGGGAAGAGGAGUACGUUACUGAAGUGGGGACUAUGAAUCUUUUUGUGGCCAUGAAGAAUAAGGAGACGGGACAAAAGGAACUUAUUACUGCACCGCUGGAUGGGACGAUUCUUGAGGGUGUAACGAGGGAUUCGAUAUUGGAAUUGGCACGUGAGAGGUUAGUACCUGAAGGGUGGUUGGUUUCUGAGCGGAAGUACACGAUGGGGGAUCUCGACGCUGCUGCAAAGGAUGGCCGAUUAAUGGAAGUUUUCGGUGCGGGAACUGCAGCUAUUGUAGCACCAGUACGGAAUAUCAGCUGGAAGGGCAAGCUAGUGGAUUGUGGGUUGAAACCAGGUGAGGAAGCCGGAGAGCUUACGUUAAAAUUGAAGGAUUGGAUUGAGGCUAGACAGUAUGGGGAUGAGGAGCAUGAUUGGAGUUAUGUUGUGUCAAAGUAA
Molecule: messenger RNA, 1245 nt
Organism: Lachnellula hyalina
Lineage: Eukaryota; Fungi; Ascomycota; Leotiomycetes; Helotiales; Lachnaceae
Product: Branched-chain-amino-acid aminotransferase, cytosolic
Exons: 2
Coding region: 1-1245 (414 amino acids)
Biological process (GO): L-leucine biosynthetic process; L-valine biosynthetic process
Cellular component (GO): mitochondrion
Molecular function (GO): branched-chain-amino-acid:2-oxoglutarate transaminase activity
Source: RefSeq, a predicted model, not a curated record